This is a messenger RNA of Eruca vesicaria subsp. sativa (arugula), 541 nucleotides long. The record is from the annotation of a GenBank genome assembly. NCBI's taxonomy places the organism in Eukaryota, Viridiplantae, Streptophyta, Magnoliopsida, Brassicales, Brassicaceae.
AUGGAAACAAUGGCGUUUUCGUUAUCUUACAUGAUCUACGAUCUCAUUUGUAGUCACUUUGAUCAAGUCCUUAGCAUUGAUAAUGCUGUUCAUCAUUCUGUCUGCAUUCUUGGUUUUGUAGCUGGACUUUUCUACCGAAAGUGCGCAUCUGAGAUGGUUGCAGCAAUUUGGAUUACAGAGAUCUCAAGUCCAUUCCUUCACCUCAGGGAGAUUCUUAAAGAAAUUGGUUACAAGGACACCGAUAUCAAUCUUGCUGCCGAUGUGUGUUUUGCAACAAUUUUCUCACUAGCGAGAAUGGUGGGUGGACCUUACCUCGUGUACGUCACGAUAACUGCUGAUAAUCCCAUCCUAAUCCAGGCAAUGGCGUUGGGAUUACAACUCGUUAGCGCAUUCUGGUUUUACAAAAUACUCAAGAUGAUGAGAUACAAAAUUAUGAAAGGAUAAAAGCCCGAUAAAAGAUCUAACUAGUUAAAGUUAAUAUAUUAUUAUGUUGAUUAUAAUAUUGGUAAAUUCUGAUUUGUUUGUCAAUUUAAGAAUAUUU